UAUCUCUCUUACAAUUUGUGGGUCAAUCGACAUCACAACGAUAGCUUUCGGGACUGUGCAUUGUGCAUGUAGAGACGCUUUCGUGGGAGAAAGACAGCAUACAUUAUCCAGGAUGAGGUUCGAUACCGGAAGUGUGGCUCUGCUGUUGCUGCUCUGUCUGCCAGGGUUCCAGUCCGCCAGGAUUCUCUUACUGUACUACCCAACAUACAGUCACAUCCGGGGAUCGCUGGAUGUGGCCACGAAGCUAGCGUCACGUGGUCACGUGGUAUGGAAUGCUUUGUCAACUGAACUAGCCAGCCACAAGGGCCUGCAAGCACCGGGUGUCAAAAUUCUGAAAUACCAGGCUAUAGAUGACCUUGGUAUUACAGAAAAGGUUAUAGAUACCAUGGUAACUGGGAAUUUCCAAGAAAACGAUCCUUCCCUGCCGUUUCAUGUUUUCACAGAAACAUGUGACCUUAUACUAAGGGACAAUGAAUUAUUCAGGAGAAUCAAAGAGUUGAAUUUUGAUCUGAUUAUAAUUGAUAUCAUGCCCAUAGUUAGAAUGCUGAGCAUCAUUGCCUAUAAACUCGACAUCCCCUUCAUGUUCACUGGGGCAGCUUUCGAGCCUCAGGUUAGCCGGAACCCUUUCAUUCCAUCUGCCUCCCCCUUCGUCAUUUCCCCAAGAACACCGAAAAUGGACUUUUUGACUCGUGUUGCGAAUGUCAUUACGACUGUGAUGUACGUGUUUGUCUAUGAUCCGUUCUCUACCUAUAGGCCAGUAGCGACCUAUGCCCCAGAGAAGCCGUACAUCUCAAUGGAAGCCCUGACAACUAAGGCCUGGCUUUGGCUCAUCGACAUUGAACCUCUCCUUGACUACCCAGCAGCAACCUUGCCAAACGUCAAGCUAAUUGGAUCUUUGUCAGCGUCUGAACCAAAGCCACUCCCUCAAGAAUACAAGGAGUUUAUGGACAAGGCAAAAGAAGGCGUGGUCAUUGUAUCUUUUGGAAGUAAUGUCAAGUCGAUUCCAGAUGAAAUGUUGAAAAGGUUACUGGAUUCAUUUUCGCGAACGAACUACAAAUACAUAGUCAAGACAGACAAAAGGGUCAAGGUGGGACCUAAUGUACUGUUGACUGACUGGAUGCCACAGUUGGACUUACUUGCCCAUCCCAACACUAAAUUGUUUAUAACCCACUGUGGAGCUAAUGGUCAGAACGAGGCUUUCUUACAAGGUGUCCCGAUGAUUGGUUUUCCCAUUUUUGGAGAUCAACCGUAUAAUUCAAUGAGGCUUGAAUAUCAUGGCUUCGGUUUUAAAAUGGACUUGAAAUCGUUUACCGUUGAAGAUUUGGUCUCCAACAUCAAUGAGGUGAUUCAGAAUUCUUCCUACUCACAGAAAAUCAAGAAAGCUGCCGAAAUCACCAAGCUUCGUCAAAGAAGUCCUAAAGAUGAAGCUGUUUACUGGAUAGAACAUGUGCUCAAAUAUGGCGGCGCCCAUCUAAGGUCGCAUUGUCAGGACAUGCCGUUGUAUCAGUAUUUGUGUCUGGACGUCAUCGGGCUUGUCCUGCUCAUCCUCCAUUUUGGUAUAUUCCUUCUAUGGAAGUCGUGUAGCUGUACGUGCAGCAGGUGCCGUGGUCGUCAACCGCCAAAAAGGAUGAAACGUGACUAG
This is a messenger RNA of Haliotis rubra (blacklip abalone), 1642 nucleotides long. Its product is annotated as UDP-glucuronosyltransferase 2A1-like. The coding region runs from base 113 to 1642 and encodes 509 amino acids. Lineage: Eukaryota; Metazoa; Mollusca; Gastropoda; Lepetellida; Haliotidae. The record is from RefSeq and is a predicted model, not a curated record. Gene Ontology annotation, molecular function: UDP-glycosyltransferase activity. The transcript has 2 exons.